GGCGAGCGGUUGUGUUAUUUGCUGCAGACGCGAGAAGCUGCCGAAAAUCGUGCUAAGUCGAGUGUUGCCCAAACUGUUGCUGCUGAUCAAGACAAGCAAAAGAAAAUGUGUUAUAAAACGCCGUCAGAAUGCGCCUAAUAAAACGCUAACAAAACGCUCGAAAUCAAAAUCACCGCUGAUGUAUAAAAAGCGCUCUCAAAGAAAAUUCACAAUGAAAAUGUGCAAAUCGCUGCCAUAAUUAAUAACUACUUCAACAGCUGCGAUAGUCAUUUGAAUGAAUCGUGUGAAAUGUGUUUCAAUAUAAAAUAUAUAAUUAAAUAAAACUGGUAAAAAGAAAGUGUUUAACUGACCUUGUGAAAUGUCCAUAAAACAUACUCAAAGAUUCGGGCUGGCUAACGCCUGGGCGUAUGCAGUAAAUAUUUUCAUGCUGCUCACAUUCAUGUGCCAGAAAUGCAGCCUGCAAAGAAUUGACGUGCCAGCCGAAGUAAUUGUUGAUCCCAAAUUUAGCUAUCCAAUCGCAAAUGUGACAGCGCCAGUGGGACGUGAUGCUUUCCUCACAUGUGUCGUGCAGGAUCUGGGCCCGUAUAAGGUUGCGUGGCUGCGCGUCGAUACACAAACAAUUUUGACCAUACAGAAUCAUGUUAUAACCAAAAAUCAACGCAUCGGCAUUGCCAACUCGGAGCACAAGACCUGGACAAUGCGCAUCAGGGACAUCAAGGAGUCGGAUAGGGGCUGGUACAUGUGCCAAAUAAAUACGGAUCCAAUGAAAAGUCAAAUGGGCUACCUGGACGUUGUGGUACCGCCGGAUAUCCUAGAUUAUCCUACAAGCACGGACAUGGUCGUACGGGAGGGCAGCAACGUGACGCUCAAAUGCGCUGCUACCGGUUCACCAGAGCCGACAAUUACAUGGCGACGUGAAAGUGGAGUGCCCAUCGAGUUGGCCAACGGCGAGGAGGUUUCCAGCAUUGAGGGCACGGAUCUGAUAAUACCUCAGGUAAAACGUCAACACAUGGGCGCCUAUCUAUGCAUAGCUUCAAAUGGAGUCCCUCCCUCAGUGAGCAAACGGAUAACACUUGUGGUGCAUUUUCCACCCAUGAUCACGGUGCAGAAUCAACUAAUUGGCGCCGUGGAAGGCAAAGGUGUUACUCUGGAAUGCCAAUCGGAAGCAUAUCCCAAAUCCAUUAACUAUUGGACUCGUGAGCGUGGCGAAAUCGUGCCACCAGGCGGUCAAUACACGGCAAAUGUUACAGAAAUCGCCGGCUAUCGCAGCUCCAUGAAGCUGCACAUCAAUCCGCUGUCGCAGGCGGAAUUUGGCGCAUAUCGCUGUGUGGCCAAGAACUCACUGGGCGAUACAGAUGGCACCAUCAAGCUAUACAGAAUACCACCAAAUGCCGUCAACUAUGUGGAGAACUUUGAGGCGCGACACAAAGGUAAAGAGCGCACGAAAAGCUCGGAAAUGUAUCAUUCGUCGAGGGCGCAGGAGCACAGCGGUGAGGACACCGAGAAUCCCGGUAAGCGAAAAGCUGAUUUGAGUCUUAGUGCGGAGAGCAUUGACAGCAUAUAUGGAUCAUCGGCAGCUGCGCUGCGGCUAACCAGAAAAUCUGGACGACUCUCCCUCAGCUGUCUGUUGCCCACCCUGUUGCUGCUGCUUUGGAUGAUGAGGACGACAUUGACGAGGCAACUGGGAAAAACUCAACUGGCAUUGUUGCCACAAGCACUGACACAUGUUUGACACAGACGCGAAGCGCCAACAGAGAUUAGACAGCAGCAGCAGCAGCAGAAGAUGGCGCUGGAGCUGGAGCUGGAGCCGGAACUGGAGCUGGAGUUGGAGGCGAUGGCAAUGCGAUGAUGGUGUUUGGGCUUGAUUGAGUUUGUCAAUGCCAAAAGCUGGUGCUGAUUUAUGGCACGUGGCUUAGUUAAAGUUGAACGUUUAAAAAAAAAACAUAUAUCAUAAAUAAGUACGUAUAUUGUGUAGCUACUAAAUAUUAAGUCAACCAGGCUUCCUAAUCCCUACGCGUGCAUGUUCAAGCUGUUGAAUCUUAGCAUAAGUUUAGCUUAAACUGAGAAUUAUGUAAUAUAUACAUAUAUAUAUAAAUCAGAAGCAAAUAUAUAUAUAUAUAUUAAUGCAAAGGCAAAUUGUAUGGCACGUGUACAUAAACGUACAGCAAAGCGGUUUUUUUUUAGUUUUUAGGUGUAAAUUUGUAUUAAGCCAUGUGGACAUAAUUGAAGAGACUGUAUGUGUGCAAAGUAACAUUUAAUUGCAGCUAAAUUGAAUGCUUAAUUAUAAUUGUAUUCGAUUGGGGAAACUAAUUUUAAGGCAAGGCAACAUUUAAUUACAACUGGAGCGGUCUGAGAGCUGAAUAUAAUGCAGUUUAAAUAUUCGAAGCAAGCCGAAACAUAACGAAAAUAAUCAACAACAAAAAUAUAGCAAAAAUUUACGUAGCACAUGCUCAGCAGCUGGCUGUGUAUGUGGCAUAUAUUUAAAAAUAAUAUAUAUAUACUCUAUAUAUACCACAAGAAAUAUUGAGUAAAUAUUCAAAUUGACAUUUCGUUAGUUUCCAUUAAGUUCUACUCUUCAGCUUCCCAGCUCAACAUCCGUUCCAAGUCGACAAAAAAACAUUAUUAAUUAAAUAUUAAAUUAAAAAAAAAAACUUCAUACAUAUCAUUUACUUAAUAUAAAAAUCACGAAAAAAAAUCGUAUAUAUCGUGCUAAUUAUUUGUUUGGCAAGCAAUUAAGAAUUUCAAAUAUAAAUACACUUGACAUAUAUAUUUAAAAAUAAAGUUAAUACUGUAAAAUACAUAUAUAAGCGAAGUAUAUUAAAAGCACAAAUAAAUAUCAUACUAAUAAAUAAAACAAACCCCGACGCUAUGCAGCUUGAAUAUAUUUAAAUUAAAAGCGAGUAUUUAAACAAUCAAUAAACAAAACAAACAAAAAAUUGCAUAUUCAUUUAUAGCUUACAACAAAAUGUAUAUUAAAGAUUAAUGAAAAGAAAAAAGUAAAUAAAUUGUUAUACAAAAAGCAAAUAAAUGGAGUUAAAUAUAUAUAAAUAUAUAUAUACGCAUAGCUACUCAUUGU
This is a messenger RNA of Drosophila montana, 3076 nucleotides long. It is a transcript of the gene DIP-eta, whose product is annotated as Dpr-interacting protein eta. NCBI's taxonomy places the organism in Eukaryota, Metazoa, Arthropoda, Insecta, Diptera, Drosophilidae. The transcript has 12 exons. Gene Ontology annotation, cellular component: neuron projection. The record is from RefSeq and is a predicted model, not a curated record. Bases 359 to 1732 code for a protein of 457 amino acids.